AUGGAGUUAGUCUUGAUGGGAAGUAUGCGUAGUGAGGUAAAGAUCCUCCAGAAUGAGUGGCAUUUCCUUUUGCUUUCUCGUGGCGCAGCGAAAAAACAAAACUUUUUUGGACGUCGAAGACACGGGUUGAAAUCCCGUAACGGGCGAAGCACCUACCGUUACUAUGGUUGCUCUAAAAGCAGAGCGAAAAGGCUUUCUGGUGCACGGAUUUUGACCAAAAAAAAAAACUUUACAAUAAUAAAUAAGAAUCCUAUUAUGCAAAAAGACAACUUGUUUUAUGAACCAUUAAUUAUAAGGUUAGAGUACCUAUUAGGAUUUUUUUAAACCUAUGGUAGCUUACAGAUUUUAUUCAAAAAAGAUGCUCGUAUGACGUUUGGUUAUUACAUUCGGCCAGUUGCCGUUGUGAAAAAACGGCAUCAUUUACUUUUGAAGUGUGUUGUUCUUCCAUAAUAUUUCGUUUUUUUUUUUGACAACAAUACCUAUAAACUAA
Messenger RNA from Marchantia polymorpha subsp. ruderalis, 490 nucleotides. Lineage: Eukaryota; Viridiplantae; Streptophyta; Marchantiopsida; Marchantiales; Marchantiaceae. The record is from the annotation of a GenBank genome assembly.